Silurus meridionalis is the source of this 1222-nucleotide messenger RNA. Its product is annotated as actin-binding Rho-activating protein-like. Gene Ontology annotation, molecular function: actin binding. The record is from RefSeq and is a predicted model, not a curated record. Lineage: Eukaryota; Metazoa; Chordata; Actinopteri; Siluriformes; Siluridae. The transcript has 2 exons. Gene Ontology annotation, biological process: positive regulation of Rho protein signal transduction. Bases 245 to 703 code for a protein of 152 amino acids.
AACGAAUAAAACGUAUUGUGAAUGUAACUGUGUUUACUUGUUACCAGUUGUGCUCAGUGUUGAGCGAAACACUGGCGGAGUCAGUAUACCACUACAGCUGCAUGAUGGUAAGGAUUCUGAUGCAGCUCAUGAGGAACGUUUGCUGUAGUUGGAUCCCCUUGGUGUCCUGUAAGUGACACGUGAACCCGAGCACUGUCACUCCCUGUGUGUGUCAAUCUAACACAGAGAUGUUAUAAAGCACAACAUGGAGACGGACAAGCAAUCAAAAAGCCGAGGAGAUGAAGCCGCUUCAGUGAAAGGACUAACACAGACCUGGCAGAAAUGGUCUGAAGAUCAUAAGGAUUAUCAGAAACACAAUCCAUUUACUAGUGUUGAGGUGAUGGCCUUUCGCCCCGUGUGGAGUCAGGCGGACUAUGGUCGACCGCGGGAGGGUUCUCACACUGAGCGCAGAGGGACGGAAGCUCAAUCUCACAUCGGCAAGGAGGUGUCAGAGCUGUGCCAGAUCAUAAGAGAACUUGGGCACAGGCGAGAAGAUGGGAGACGGGAAAUUGAGUUUGGCAAGCUGUUUGAACAUUAUGUCUCCAUUUCAAACAAGUUGGUUGGACUGCUGCUCCGGGCACGGAAACAAGGGCAAGUCCAUUUCGAAGGGGAGAUGCUGUGGCAAGGGAAAGAUGAUCGAGUGCUAAUCACACUUUUUCCAUAAGCAAUUGUUAAAAUACAAAUGAAUGAUAAUGAUUAAUCAUGUAGUAAGACUUUAGUUCAUUGCAUGACACACAAUUGAGUAUCAUCCAGUAUCCUCUGCUUUUCUCUGAUUGAGUUCACAGUUGCAGCAAUGCUCAGAUUCUGGUAUCCUUGAGUGAACUUAACUCAGUGACAUGUUUUAAAUGAGCAGUAUGUCAUUUUUAGAGCCUUCUGCUGUUUGCUUAGAAAAUUGAAACUGCAAUGAAAAAUAUUUCUAUGGCACCCCGUGGCCUCAAACCCCUUUGCUAAAACUGUUAAUGCAUCUUUGGAAAAAACAGGUCAGCUGCACUUUAGUUGGAGUUAAAGCAUGUUUUAAGGUCAGUUUUAUUAUUAGUUUUAUAAUAUUUACAUGGAUUAAAAAUGAGAAAAUACAAAUUUGUCCAUUAGUAUAACAGCAGAGGAGGGGCAUGGGGUAUAUCGGUAGGAGAAUGGUGAGGAUGGAGCCACCAGGAAGGUGGAAAAGAGGAAGACCAAGGAGGAG